Molecule: messenger RNA, 896 nt
Organism: Misgurnus anguillicaudatus (oriental weatherfish)
Lineage: Eukaryota; Metazoa; Chordata; Actinopteri; Cypriniformes; Cobitidae
Source: RefSeq, a predicted model, not a curated record
UUAAGGAUGUUGGAGAUAAGCAAUAAUCACACCCACAUUUUUUGGGUUUUACAAAUAUAAAAGAGCUCCACCAACACAAACUGGUUAGAGACUGCAGUUUUCGGAACUUAAAGACACACAAUUCAUCCACAGCCAUGUUUCUACUAGUUCUUAUUUCAGGCUUUAUCACCUUCACUUUAUGUUCUGCACGUCAGUAUGUCUUUGUGAAUGAGAACAAGACAUGGACUGAAGCUCAGAGUUACUGUAGAGAUAAAUACACUGAUCUGGCCACUAUUGAAAAUGAACAAGAGACGAUCCAGUUACUCAACACCGUGAAUGACUUUAAUUCCAUUGAUCUGGCCUGGAUUGGACUUUAUGAUGAUCUAAACAGUUGGAAAUGGACUCUAGGGGACACUGAUUUCUUUAAAGGAGGAGAUAAACAGUUCAGAAACUGGUAUCAUUCAGAACCAGCAAUUUAUAGAGUACAUAUUUGUGUGUACAUGUUCAAUGGGAUAUGGUAUCCAACAUAUUGCUUCAACACAUAUACUUUCAUCUGCUACGAUGGAAGACAGAAUGCCAACACUAGUUAUGUUUUGGUUAAUCAAUAUAAGAACUGGACUGAAGCUCAGAGUUACUGCAGAGAGCAUCACACAGAUCUUGUUAGUAUCAGGAAUGAAUCUGAAAACCAGGAGAUUCAGUAUAUUCUCCAAAAUAACUAUGAUUCAGUUUGGAUUGGUCUGCAUAGAAGCAGUUCUUGGUCUGAUCAGAGUAACUCUACAUUCAGUAACUGGAGAUCAGGACAGCCAGAUAAUGCUGCAUACAGUGAAUACUGCACUGCUGUGUCAUUUAUUGAUGGGAAAUGGACAGAUGAAAACUGUGAUUUGUCUUUACCUUUCUUUUGCUACAAUGGUGAGUAA